AUGUACACAGCAUUGGAGUUUUAUUGUGGCAAAUUUCAAGUGGAUAUGGAUUAUUUAAUGAAGCUGAACCAAAAAUUUCAGAUGUAUACUAUUCGUGCCCUGGUUGGAGGUGAAGAUAAUGCACGUAUUUUUUCUCUGGUAUAUACAUUAAUGAUAAACAAAACAGAAGAAAUUUAUAGGCAGUUAUUUCAAGAAUUAGUUGACUUGGGAGAAGAGGCUAGACAAAUUUUAAGUCCAUCUAUGAUUAUUACUGACUUUGAACAAAAAAUUCAAGCCAUAGGAUUGGCUACUGAAUAUGGAAAUAAUGAAAAUUUUAGCCUCAAGAUGCGCUAUAUCACAGCCCUUGCAUUCCUUUCACCUUCUGAAAUCCCAACUGCAUUUAAUCAAAUUAAGCCUCUUCUACCUUUAAAUGCAGAAGAAGUUAUCCAAUAUUUUGAGGAAAAUUAUAUUCAUGAAAGAGUUCAGAGACAGCAUAGAAAUGGUACUACACUUUGA
Molecule: messenger RNA, 495 nt
Organism: Rhizophagus irregularis DAOM 181602=DAOM 197198
Lineage: Eukaryota; Fungi; Glomeromycota; Glomeromycetes; Glomerales; Glomeraceae
Source: RefSeq, a predicted model, not a curated record